UUCUUUUGUUCAGCACGAAAUCGUAAUGCUAUAAUUGGAGUAAGGAAAUUGACUUUUGAGCCCAAUGGCAUAUUUAGAAGCCUGAAGCACAGCCGCACAGCAGCUGGCCACACCGCUUCGUGUGCCAUAAUGUCGUUGACCGCACAAUUUGUGCGCAAUUUGCGAUCGUUUCGCCUGGUUACGUUCGAUGUAACGGAUACGCUGGUUAAGUUAAACGACCCUAUUGGACAAUAUGUGGCAACAGCUGCUGCCUGCGGCGUCGUGGGCUUGGACAAAUCCAAAAUGGCCGCCUGCUUUGGACAGCAAUUCAAAUGGAUGAGCAAAACUUAUCCGAAUUUCGGCUGCAGCUCAUCAUCCAGUCCCUCCAUAAAGUGGCAAGACUGGUGGCGGCAAUUGGUCACUCGAACAUUUGCCUGUGUCGACAACCAAAUACCCGGCGAGAAAGUGGCCAUAAUAGCCGAGGAGCUGCUGACGCUAUUCCGCACUAGCGCCUGUUGGACGCCAGUUCCCGGUGCCCAGGAGCUGGUGCAUCGCAUGCGCUUGGCAGGCAAGUGCGUCGGGGUUAUCUCCAACUUUGAUCCCUCGGUGGCACAGGUGCUGGAUGCGAUGGGCUUUGGCCAGCAGUUCGAUUUCAUCUUGAGCUCCUACGAAGCGGGCGUCAUGAAGCCAGAUCCGGGUAUCUUUCAACUGGCUCUGCGGCAGGCGAAGAUCUCGACGGCCAAUCAGGCGCUGCAUAUUGGCAACAAGUACGACAUGGACUAUGCGGGCGCACGUCAAAGUGGCUGGAGCAGUUUGCUGGUGCAGCCCCAUCUCGAUGCUCAGAUCGAAGCAACGGCGCAUCACACAUUUGGAAGUCUGGCGGAGAUGCUGGAGGCGCUGGAAACGCAGGAGAUACGCUGGUGACCACGGACAUUUGUUAUUUAUACGCUGUUGUAUUUUAUUGGAUGAUGAAUUCUCUAGAGGAUUCUCACAGAGUAAUAGUAAACGACUAAAUAAAAAAAACUUAUUUCAUACUGUAUUCAGAAUUAGCGUGAGCAUCCGACUCGCAGCUACCCGGUAGCCAAGAGAGAACUUGGAGUAUAAAUCUUAUAGCUCCAGCUGCUCUAGUCGGAGACAAACAUGCUCGAGAUGAGGAUUACAGGGUAUAAAAAGAAGCUUAUAGUUAAUGUUAAUGCAUAAAUUACAAGUAGGCUAAACAAAUAGAACUUAUUGUACACAAAUUUAACACAUUAGCAACACGAAAGACAGUCGAGUGUGCUCGACUCGUAGCUACCCGGUAGCUUAUUUGUAGUUUACAAUUGAAUUUCGAAAACAUAUUUUAGAUUCUCUAAUUGCAGGGUAUUAAACACAGCUUACACUAAAUGUUAAUACACACAACGACGGACAGACGGAAAUAGAUAUCUUAAUUACAGGGUACAAAAGACAACUUACACUACAUGUUUAUUCCUAGCUACAAGCUAAUUUGUGACACGAUUCCCAUGCAGUUGGCAUCUCCUGUAUAGCCCGUUUGCUA
Drosophila sulfurigaster albostrigata is the source of this 1513-nucleotide messenger RNA. Its product is annotated as rhythmically expressed gene 2 protein. The record is from RefSeq and is a predicted model, not a curated record. Lineage: Eukaryota; Metazoa; Arthropoda; Insecta; Diptera; Drosophilidae. The transcript has a single exon. The coding region runs from base 130 to 903 and encodes 257 amino acids.